AGAAGAGAAUGAGAGAAUAACAGAUUUAGAAAAACAAUACGUUUUAGCCUAUACAGUUUUAUAUAGAAGGCGUAUAGGUUUAAAUAGCUAGUCAAUUAGCCUGAAACUCCCAGAAUUCAUGCUAUUUCCAGAUUUUUCAUGACCGUGAGAGUCCUAUAUGGGGAAUUGUAUUUCCAUGUGGGACAAGAGCCCGAGGGAUCAUUUAAUAUGCACCAUGCAUGCACAACCCACAGCUGGAAUGAAUGAACACAGUGGAUAUUAUCAGUAUCUUUAGAAGACAACAGUAGCCUAUUGAACGCAAAGAGGGAGCAGCACGACCCGCAGGCCCGGCUCGUGACGCGCGAGAGGGGUGAGACUCAGCGCGUGGUGUCACCGUGGGAACCAGGAGACUGGCUGGCGCACAGGGGAGGGGCGCGCGCCAGGGUGAGUGGACUCUUUCCCUGGCACAGACCCAUCCACUCUCAGAGACAGACCGCGUGUCGCACACAGACGGUCUCUCCUAUGAUUCAUUCAUUCAGCGUUAAGAAGGACCGUUAUCAGGCAGCGGAUGUUCGUGAAGCGCUAGGCGGGCGGACAGUGUUGAUAAUGAUGGAGGGACAGUGCAGUCGCUGUAAGAUCGUGGUGGUCGGUGACACUCAGUGUGGGAAAACGGCGCUGCUGCAUGUGUUCGCCAAGGACAGCUAUCCAGAGAGUUAUGUGCCCACGGUGUUUGAGAAUUACACAGCAAGCUUUGAGAUCGACAAACACCGCAUCGAGCUGAACAUGUGGGACACAUCAGGAUCCUCGUAUUAUGAUAAUGUACGGCCUCUGGCGUAUCCUGACUCUGAUGCUGUGCUCAUCUGUUUUGAUAUCAGCAGACCAGAGACCUUGGACAGCAUCCCUAAGAAGUGGCAGGUAGAGGCUCAGGAGUAUUGUCCUAAUGCGAAGUUGGUGUUGGUUGGCUGUAAGCUGGAUAUGAGAACAGAUGUCAGCACCUUACGAGAACUGUCCAAACAGAGGCUCAUACCAGUUACACAUGAACAGGGGAGUCUACGAGCGCGUGAGUUGGGCGCAGUUGCGUAUGUGGAGUGUUCGUCCCGUAUGUGCGUGAACAGCGUCCGAGACGUCUUUCACAUCACCACGCUCGUGUCUGUCAGACGUGGCCCCGCCCCAAGCCUUAAGCGAAGCUCAUCACGCCGCACUCUCAAGCGCAUAUCUAAUCAGCCUCUACUGCCAGUCAGCUCGGAAGCCACACCCCUUGAACCAGCCCCUACCCUCAGGGAGGACAGAGCCAAGAGCUGCACAAUCAUGUAGACUCAAAUGCACGCACAGUCACAGUGGUGUGUAUGAAUUGAGAAGAUAUGUGCAGAAAACAGACUGAUUCUCUGUAUUUACGGGACAUUAAGGGUCAUAUUUUCUUUUUCAUAUAUGGCCUAUAGGACUGUACAGAACAGUGUGAAUAUAUAAUACAGAGGAGUUCUAUUUAUUAACUCUUACUUUGCUUUUAUUUUUGUCAUUGUGGUUUAUGUAGCACACCUAAGUGUCACAAAGUGUGUAAAGCACAAGUAAAAUAAAAAAU
This is a messenger RNA of Xyrauchen texanus (razorback sucker), 1558 nucleotides long. RefSeq names its product rho-related GTP-binding protein RhoN-like. The transcript is spliced from 5 exons. Gene Ontology annotation, molecular function: GTPase activity; GTP binding. NCBI's taxonomy places the organism in Eukaryota, Metazoa, Chordata, Actinopteri, Cypriniformes, Catostomidae. Gene Ontology annotation, biological process: small GTPase-mediated signal transduction. The record is from RefSeq and is a predicted model, not a curated record. Bases 502 to 1293 code for a protein of 263 amino acids.